Messenger RNA from Vicia villosa (hairy vetch), 678 nucleotides. RefSeq lists its product as uncharacterized. Bases 1 to 678 code for a protein of 225 amino acids. The transcript has a single exon. Lineage: Eukaryota; Viridiplantae; Streptophyta; Magnoliopsida; Fabales; Fabaceae. The record is from RefSeq and is a predicted model, not a curated record.
AUGGUAGAUUGUUGUAGUUUUGUUGUUCAAAAUGGUUAUAACACUCCGUUUUGGGAAGCUAGGUGGCGGGGAGGAUUUAUUUUAAAGGAAGUUUUUCCGGAAUUGUACAAUGUUUCUUGUUUGAAAGGGGUGUCGGGUGUGGCUAUGGGAGGGCGGUUAGAUGGGAGGUGGUGUUGGAGUGAUUUUGGGCUUUCCGCGGCUUUAGCGGUAGAUCCCAGAUUAAUGGCUGGUUUUAUUUCUAUGAGGGAAAUGUUGGAGAGUUUUAGCGGUUUGUUGGAGGGUAGAGAUUUGGUGACUUGGGAUUUCAAAUCCGGGUUGGAAUUCUCGGUAGCUUCUUGUUACAAGUUUUAUGGUGACGCCUUCAUUCCUUACGGACCGCAUUACAAGUUCGAUGAUGCUUUUAGGCUUGUGUGGAAAGCAGAGGUGCCUUUCAAAAUUAAGGCAUUUGGUUGGAGACUUCUCCUUGAUAGACUUCCUACUAAGGACCUUUUGGAGUAUAGAGGUAUAUCUUUUUUCUUAGCUAAUUUAAAGUGCUCUUUUUGUGGCAUUGAUGUAGAAAGUAGGAACCAUUCUAUUUUUGGUUGUUGGGUGGUGAAGAGUAUAUGGAGAGAAAUCGCCGUGUGGGUAGAUAAAAUGAAUAGUUUGGAGGAUGAGUGCUUGCCGAAUUUUAUGGAUUGA